GCUGCAUUUUUUAAAAGAAGAUAGAAUUAUCUCUGUGAUAUGUGUUUUGCAAGAAUAGCAUUCAGCUUUAAAUAUUCUAUAUCCAAUAUGCAGAAUCAUGUUAUAUGAAUAUUGGAUGUCCUUUUUUUAAAGACUCAAGGACAAAAGAAAGUUGCUAGCAUGAUAGAAAGUAAAGAAGUUCACAAAGGAAUAUUUCAGAUCGAGUGGGAACAUAAGAAAAUGGAGAUGGAAAUGGAAGAUCUAAAUCAGAAGGCUUGGGAUAUUCAGAUGCUGUUUUUUUCAAGAGAGCGUCAAAAGUACCUAAAUGAACCAAACUAUGAGUCUAUGAUUGCUAUUCAGAUUGGAAUAAUGGAGCAAACCAUUGCUGUUUUAGAUAAGACCCACAGAAAGAAUGUGGAAAACUGCAAAAAAUUACUCAAAAAACUGGGAAAAUUCAGCAAUCAAAAGGAUGUCGCAAAUUAUACUCUAAGCUGCAAUCUUCGAGAAGAAUUGGUAGCUGUCUCAGAGAGAAAAGACAUCUGUAAUGCAGUGGGGUCUAAACUAACUUGUGAAAAGAUUGUCAAAGAACGAUAUGAAAACAUGAUGCAACAACAGAAGUUAACAAAUAUUGCAAAAGAACAAGCUGAACAGAUUUCAAUACUACAGGCUGAAGUUGAAAGAUUAAGGAUGAAAACAUUUCCUGCUCUUCUUCCAAUGUAACAAUGCUGGUGGGAAACCAAAGGCCAAAUCAAUAAUUUUAAAAAUCAUUUAAUUUGGGUAAAAUGACUUCUUUUUCUUUCAUAUUAGGAAAUGUAAGUCUCCUCUUAGUUGCAUGGUGUUUUUAAUAGCAAAUUACUUAAUUUUAGCCUUAAUAGGUAUAAAAUUUUUUGUCCUGCAUGAAUAAAUGUGUAAACUAUUGUGAA
Molecule: messenger RNA, 902 nt
Organism: Galeopterus variegatus (Sunda flying lemur)
Lineage: Eukaryota; Metazoa; Chordata; Mammalia; Dermoptera; Cynocephalidae
Gene: CFAP43
Product: cilia and flagella associated protein 43
Exons: 4
Coding region: 160-699 (179 amino acids)
Biological process (GO): sperm axoneme assembly; cilium assembly
Cellular component (GO): axoneme
Source: RefSeq, a predicted model, not a curated record